This is a messenger RNA of Fusarium coffeatum, 1368 nucleotides long. RefSeq lists its product as uncharacterized. Lineage: Eukaryota; Fungi; Ascomycota; Sordariomycetes; Hypocreales; Nectriaceae. Gene Ontology annotation, biological process: response to antibiotic. Bases 1 to 1368 code for a protein of 455 amino acids. The transcript has 2 exons. The record is from RefSeq and is a predicted model, not a curated record.
AUGGACCCUUCGACAAUAGACCGACUCAAAUCUCAUGUAACCUCCUUCACGUCAUUAUCUCAAGAUUCCGACACAAUUACAAAAUACUUUGACAGUUUCGGCGACUGCAAAGUCUUACUCAUCGGCGAUGCCUCCCAUGGCACAUCUGAGUUCUACUCUGUUCGUGCCGAAAUCACAAAGUACAUGAUCGAGAACCACGGCUUCAAUAUCGUUGCAGUUGAAGCAGAUUGGCCUGGCGCCGAGCUUGUAGACAGAUAUGUCAGACAUCGGCCAGGUCCAGGACAGGGCACAGCGGAAACAAUCCAGAUGGCAGAAAAGGAAAACCGAGAGUCACCAUUCUUGCGCUUUCCAACCUGGAUGUGGCGCAAUAUGGAGGUUCACGAUUUUGUUGAAUGGAUGCGUUCUUAUAAUUCUGGCCGGGAAGCCAAAGAAGCCGCUGGUUUCUAUGGGUUGGAUCUUUACUCGAUGGGAACGUCGAUGAAAGCAGUUGUCGAGUAUCUGGAUACGGUUGAUAAGGACAUGGCAAAGGUCGCAAGGGAACGAUACAUCAAGCUGAUGGACUGGUCUGAAGAUCCACAUGAAUAUGGCUUGGAAUCGUUGGGAACAUCUUUCAAGGGUUAUGAAGAUGAUGUUGUCGCAAUGCUCAAAGACCUCUUGAAAAAGCGUAUGGAAUACUCUGCGGCACUUCACGACGGUAUCGAGUUUCACAGUGGGGAGCAGAAUGCCAGAGUUGUCAAAGAUGCCGAGCAGUAUUACAAGUCCAUGUACCGCGGACGAGACGAAUCUUGGAAUCUCCGAGAUACACACAUGUUUGACACUCUCAAGAGAGUCCUCGAGCAUCGCGGAGAGAAUUCUAAAGCCAUCGUAUGGGCACACAACAGCCAUGUAGGCGAUGCUCGUGCUACUAGCAUGAGCUGGGCAAGUGGCGAACUCAAUAUCGGGGAGCUUUGCAAGAAGACAUUUGGAGAUGACGCUCUUACCAUUGGCACAGGUACAAAUACGGGUACAGUUGCCGCAGCUCAGGACUGGGACGGUGACAUGAACAUCAUGAACGUUCGACCAGGGCUCUCGGGUAGUUACGAAGAGCUUAUGCAUGCUACGGGUGUCAGCAACUUUGUUCUGGACCUACGGAAAGGCAGAUGCGAUGAGAAACUUCGGGAGGCGUUGUGCGAGCAGCGCCUAGAGAGGUUUAUCGGCGUGAUAUAUAAGCCAGAGAAUGAGAAGGCUUCUCAUUACUCGUAUGCUAUCCUGCCGGAGCAGUUUGAUGGGUACAUUUGGUUUGACGAGUCCAAGCAUGUGGGAACACUAGAGGUUCAUCAACCACAGUCGCCGAGGGAGUACCAUGAAACAUGGCCAUUUGGGCUAUAG